This is a messenger RNA of Penaeus indicus, 953 nucleotides long. RefSeq lists its product as uncharacterized. The record is from RefSeq and is a predicted model, not a curated record. Bases 284 to 673 code for a protein of 129 amino acids. The transcript has 2 exons. NCBI's taxonomy places the organism in Eukaryota, Metazoa, Arthropoda, Malacostraca, Decapoda, Penaeidae.
CAAUCAGGCUCCGGGAUUCCGCCACCAAAACACUCUCGCUCUGAAUGGAGGCGAAAGCAACUUCAUUCUCAUUAGAACCUUCAGAUUGCUGGAAACUCCGAUAGAAGUUAGUUUUGGCACAAGGACACUUACAGAGUUAGAGAGCUGAGACUUCACUGCUUCCGAUCGUUCGCAGGCAGAACAGGGCCCACCUCCGAAGCUACUCCAUGUAAGGAACUAUUGCUUGAAUCACUUGCUCAUUUAGUCAAACGUUUCAAGGUUGUCCUUUUUGGCAAGAAGCAAAAUGGUGGCUCCUCUGGUUAUCAAGCAAAUUUCUCACAACCUCGUCAAAGUCCCCAAGGCUUUUAAUAGUGCUGUUGGACCUAACUGGAAUUUCGCACAUGCUAACAGAGACGCCAGGUUGCCCAUCGAGGGUCAGAGCCGAGUGCAGAGUCUCUACCUACGUGAUGCAUGUAAAAAUAUACAAGAUCUGCCUUGUCCCGCAGCAAAUCUUCCGUCCCAUACAGUCACAGAAACUGUUGCUGUCUCCCCAAAGCCACCAAGAGCUUGUGACAAGUCGGAUUGUUCAGAAGGUAUCCAGGCCGCGACUGGUUUAGGGGCCAAGAGAAAAGCAGAUGAACAGUGUCAAGAUAAUGUGAAUAUCAAGCGAUGCAGAGCAACAGAAGGGUCAUGAGUUUAGGACUCGUUUCAUAGGAGAACGUAUCUCGGGGAAGUGUCACCUGGGCAAGAUGAGGGAAUGGCUUGUAUCAUCUACUGUCAUCUACUACUGAGUGUUUGCAGUAGUAGAUGACAGUGCAAUAGGGUUUUCUCUGAAAUUUUGGUUUAGUGCCAAAUAGGAGAAUUAAGUACUGUGAUUACUGUAUUCUGUUGUUUUUUAUAUUUCCCUGUUAGAUUUAGAAAUAGAUAGAUAGAUAGAUAGAUAGAUAGAGUAGAUUAGAAAUAAAUAUACAUAC